Molecule: messenger RNA, 797 nt
Organism: Coregonus clupeaformis (lake whitefish)
Lineage: Eukaryota; Metazoa; Chordata; Actinopteri; Salmoniformes; Salmonidae
Exons: 2
Coding region: 158-616 (152 amino acids)
Source: RefSeq, a predicted model, not a curated record
UCUGACUACAUCUUUAAGGGCAGCGUGCCAGCAGUCCAAUGGAAUGCACGCCCAUUCAAGCACAUAACUUCUGUUGACAACAUUGCAGCAAGUGGCAGAUUUAAUUCUACCACGACUGCAACAAAGAACAACGCCAACUACCACCUGAGAGACAACAAUGAAGCCCAAAUCUCUCGUAUUGAGGUUAUUUGAUCAUACUGAGUCCUUAGGUGAGAGGCAAGCGGAGAGAGUAUCUAGGUAUCACCGGCAGGUAGACUGUUCGGACCGGUCGGACCGUCAUGAGACCACUGCACCAAAUGAUACCCCCAGACCCCAGGUAGAGGAUGGGGGGAGAAAGAAAGAGAAGUGCGCCAGUGAGAUCCAUUUCGCCUUUUUACCGGAGAGGUACGAGCCCCUAGUCGAAGAGGAUGAAGGAAGGCAAAGAGCGAAAGAAGAAAAGAAAAACAAGAAGAAACAAAAAUACAAGAAAGUCAAGAAGAAUGUCGGCAAGGCCCUUCGCUACAGCUGGAAGUGUUUGAUGCUUGGUCUUCACAGUAUGGCAGCAGGCUAUUCCACCCCACUCACUGCCGCUGCUACCCUCGUCCCAGAGUUCCAUGCGGGCAGGGACAGGGGCUGAGAGGACCAAUCACAUUGAUCUGUAAUCCUUCUUAAUGUUCACUGACUCUAACGCUGUGGCCCCAAGGGCCUCAACAUAAACCAGCACUGAAAACCCUCAAUUGAGAGAUAUCUCUACAUUAUGAAAUUAUAGAAUUUAAAUAUCCUGUUGUAGAAUACUGAUAAAAAUACUUUGAUUCUUA